AAGCAGAGCAGCAGCAGCCAUCCCCCUAAAAGAAGGCCCUGAGGACUGCCAUUGCCUACCCAAAUAAGCUGUCUUUCCUGCUGAGACCUGCUCAGAGCCUUUGCUUCUGUAUGCUAUAAAUCUAGUAAAAAAAAAAGCAGCUUUGAGAUCAUCUCUCUCUCUCUCUCUCUCUCUCUCUCUCUUUAGCACUGACCAUAAUUUAUAUCCUCUGACUUUUCCUUAGGAUUCUCCAUAGCUUCUUUCACCUUUUUGCUCCCCCCCCACCCCCUCCUUUUAACUCCUAGGUUCUUCACACCCAAUCUCCACACCUCUUUAAAUUUGCUACCUUGCUUUCACCUUUGCAUUCAAAAUCCAAUCUUUCAAUUGGGUUCUUGUUCUUUCAAAUCAAAAUCCGAUCUUUUCUAUUGGGUUUCGGCAACUAACCCACAAACACAAUGGAUGACUAUUACAAGAGGAGUGGGCAGAUUCCGGCGUUUGGAGACUGGGAUUAUGCAAACGAUCUACCAAUCACUCAGUAUUUCGAGUGUGCGAGACAAGUCGGUUUGAUCAGAUUCAGCUCUUCUUCUGGUGAAAGUGCUGAUCAUCCCUACAAUAUGCGUCCUGACUUGUAUGCUGUUCCUGUCGAUCACUUCAAGAAGCCUUCUCGCAAUGUUGCUCCUUCUCGAAAGGCAACAAGAGGAGUUGGUGGGGGAGGAGGAGGUGGAGGAGGGAGGGAAAAGCGAGGGCAGCGUGCGCAUGUUAUGGAGCAAAAGAGGCAGCAAUCGAAGGUGGCAAAAGUCUGUGACGUGACCGAACCGCCAACUAAACCCUAUCACUAUCAACUCCAUGUCCAACAACCCAAUCGCACUCACCACCACCACCACCACCACCACCGCGACACCGUUCCAAGAAGACCUCCCAAGCCUGUCGACGAAGAUCUCUACAAAAUACCCCCUGAGCUCCUCCACACUACCAAGCGGAAGAAAAUGCUGAGAAUGUUUGCUUGCUUGGUGCCUGCUUGUGCUUCGUGAAGCAAAAGGGGUCUCAAAACUCAUAGGAAUUAGAAUGCCUAGUAGACAAGAAAAACUCGGUGCCUUAGUUAUUUUUAUGUGUUGUUUUCUUCAACGUGUGUUAGUUGUUGUACUUGUAUCUAACUAAGAUGGAACCAAGUUUAUGAUUGAGAUGAAGAUUAGAUGUUAGUGCCACAUUUGUGACUUUCUUAUUUAAUCUUCCUCUCAUUUGUAACUUUGUUAUCUAUAUGUUUUGUAGUUAAGAAAUGAAAAGUUGCAAAAUAUCCGAGUUUAUAAACCAACUA
Pyrus x bretschneideri (Chinese white pear) is the source of this 1294-nucleotide messenger RNA. RefSeq lists its product as uncharacterized. The transcript is spliced from 4 exons. The coding region runs from base 435 to 1010 and encodes 191 amino acids. The record is from RefSeq and is a predicted model, not a curated record. Lineage: Eukaryota; Viridiplantae; Streptophyta; Magnoliopsida; Rosales; Rosaceae.